GCUCACGUUGGGGUGGAGGGGUGACUGAUGAAAAUUGUUCAGUAGAUCCUGCAGGAUUGAUGUACCAUUAUAUCGACGAAGAGCUGGGAUAUAGACGAAGCAAGACUGAGCGGACAUGGCAGGAAUCCUGUUUGAGGAUAUCUUUGACGUGAAGGACAUUGACCCAGAUGGGAUGAAGUUUGAGAGAGUUUCGCGGCUGCACUGUGAAAGCGAGUCCUUCAAGAUGGACCUGAUCCUUGACAUCAACAUCCAGAUCUACCCCGUUGACUUGGGAGACAAGUUCCGCCUGGUGAUUGCUAGUACUCUCUACGAAGACGGCACCCCUGAUGAUGGAGAAUACAACCCCACUGAUGACCGGCCCUCGAGGGCGGACCAGUUUGAUUACGUGAUGUAUGGGAAGGUGUAUAAGAUCGAAGGCGAUGAGACCUCGACGGAAGCUGCAACACGCCUCUCUGCCUAUGUCUCCUAUGGGGGUCUCCUGAUGCGACUGCAGGGCGAUGCCAACAACCUGCACGGGUUCGAGGUGGACUCCCGAGUCUACCUGCUCAUGAAGAAACUGGCCUUCUAGAGACUGGCAUUCCCUGUGUGGCCUUGGGUCCUCUUUCUCUCUCUGUCACACACACAAUAUCUUCGCAUGGGGGUGAAGAGAGUGGGCAGGACCUUUCUUCACACAAGACCUCCUGGAAAUGAAACAGAACUGAUUAAUAGAGGGACGAGGUGAAGCUGGAGACUGCUUUCCCAACAGCUCCCUGUACCCCUCCGCUCUGCCCUGCCCUGAUGUUUCUAGGUUAUAUGCUGCCACAGAGGUGUAAAUAAAAAGACAACUUUUUAAGUAUUUCAUCCUGGCCUAUGGGACUAAUUAGAAGUUUUCCUUUUAGAAGUCUAAUUAAAGCACAAAGUGAUCUGACAUCUUUGUUCUGGUGAAUAUCCCAUUGCAUUCUCCUCAAAGGUUCAGCUCCAGAUUUCCAACAAUAAAGUGUUCAAAGUU
Polyodon spathula (Mississippi paddlefish) is the source of this 988-nucleotide messenger RNA. RefSeq names its product DNA-directed RNA polymerases I, II, and III subunit RPABC3. The record is from RefSeq and is a predicted model, not a curated record. Bases 116 to 568 code for a protein of 150 amino acids. Gene Ontology annotation, molecular function: DNA-directed RNA polymerase activity. Gene Ontology annotation, cellular component: RNA polymerase I complex; RNA polymerase II, core complex; RNA polymerase III complex. The transcript has 6 exons. NCBI's taxonomy places the organism in Eukaryota, Metazoa, Chordata, Actinopteri, Acipenseriformes, Polyodontidae. Gene Ontology annotation, biological process: DNA-templated transcription.